AGCUAAUAAGCCCAAAAUCUCAAAAUUGGCCAAAUGCAUGAAAAAAAACGAUUUUUGCUUGUAGUGUUUAGCCUUAAAUAAAUAAGCUGUUUUAUAUUGGCAUUAAAGCAGUCAACAUGUACCCAUUAGUGUUCAUGUCAAUGGUAGAUGCAAAUGUCAAACUGUUUCAUCCUGAGGAAAGGUUUCUCACCACAACUUAAUUUACAGUUGAUCUCCAGCACUUUUGGCCCUCUCCCCCGUAUUCUCCACCUCCACAUCCCCUUCAUCUUUACAUCCCUAUCCAUCUCCUCCUCCUCCUCAUCAUUCGCCUGCAAUGACAGGCAGCAUCCUCUUGUUUUCAGAAUAUGGCAUGUGUUGUCUGAACACUCCCCCACUAUUACCAUGAACACAGUCACCUCCCUCCCCCCCUGCAUGUACAUGGCUGGUUGCUAGGCAACAAGUAUUCUGUGGGAGCGUGAGAUUGGCAAAAGCCCUCAAUUCUUAUGGUGAGAACAUAGGCGAUAGAAUACAGCUCUCCAGAACACACUCCUUUUCAUGGUGAGGUGCAAUGGGCCAGUGUGCAAGCACAUGCAUGAAUCCAAAAAGCAUGAAGUUCACUACUUACCUGCAGUUCACAAAAAUUCAGACAGAAUAUUAAUUAGAAGGUUUUUUACAUAAUUGCAGCAGUAUAGUGACCUACACCGUCCACCAUCAUGUGAAGAAAACAAAAACAGAUGAAAAUGUGAUUUCAAUCUAUAUAUACUCAUUUUGUUAUAUAAGAAAAACUAAAUUGUAUCAAAUGUUUUGUUCCAGAGAUCACAAAGACACUACUGGUGCAUCCUUUUAGUGUAUUGUCUGCCAAAGUAAAUGCAUUUCAUAUAAGUUUUUAUUACAUAAGAGCCUUGUUUUGUUUUGUUUUUUGACACAUGGACUUUAAUCACCAUCAUUUGCUUCUGAUUAAAAAGCUACAGAUACUUUGUCAUUUCAUUACCACUCACUGCCAUGUUGAGUCUGGUUUCCAGGGAAACUAAAAAUCAGAAGCUUUCAGUACUCUCAACCACAGUGAAAUUUCAAGGACCGCCAUCCACUGAGAUUCUUCUGGAAAACAAACCAUCUACAGCCUGCCUCUUAUCAUUACCAGCACCUAAAAGAGGAGCUUGGAGUGUGAAUACAUGCUCUGGCUGUGAAAUCUUUGAAAAUAUGGAUACAGCGUUUGAUCUGUCGUGCAGUUGAGCAGAACCAUCAGUGGUGUGAGACCGUGAAGCUCAGACGUUUUACUGCCCCUCUCCCGGAUCAACACAAACCCAUCUCUGAACCCAUGGAGGGUUCUGUUCUGACAGAAAGUGAAGUUUGGAAGGUUGGCUCGGAGACCAGCACAAGUAUAAACACCAAUGACAGAAGUAUUGACUAUUUGCCCCUUAUGAACGACAACAUAACUAAUGAAAACCUGUCAAAAGCAUCUGAAAACCCAGGGACCACAGUCCAAGAGGAGAUCUGUGGCAGCAUCCAGGAACAACCCGACCAAGAGGUUACAUCAGAUCAAAUCAAGUCAGUAAUUCCACAUGAGCUGCGAUUAGAAGAGGAUUUAUCUUCCUCUCAAACAGCAGACGAGAGCGAUGAGCCACCUGCGGCAGCGUGCAAACAAGAGAGGUGUGUUAACCAAGCAGAGGAUCCAGCAGAUAAGAUGUGCUUGGUAUCUGGCCAACAUAACCUUGACCAGGAGAUUACCAUACUGGUGACCAACCAUGACUGUACUUUAGAGGAUGAGGAGGAUGAGGAGUUUGGGGAGCAGAAGACUUCCAGCUGCCCUGUUGAACCCGAGACUGUCUCUUCAGUUGAGGGUGGAGGAGCGACUGAGGAAGAGAGUCUCGAUGGUUCCAUCGUCGUGGUGAACGUGAUUGAAGUCAGUCAAGUCCAGAAGACCAGCGUGAUAAGCCACACAUCAACUGAGCAGAAUACCACCACUGACGAACCAAGAUUGCCUGGAGAUCCAGGGGAUAGUAGCAAUGAGACAAACUCUGGAAGCAAAGGUUCAAGCACCCCACAGAAAACAGACGCAAGUAGCACAGGCGCUAACACAAAGGCCUCGGUGGAAGUUUGCAGUCCGAAAGAUCAACCCACAAAGCCUGAAGAUGUAGAAGUAAAACUGAAGAAAACCAAAUCAGCUGAAACCAAGGAUGCUGGACGGCCUUUGCAAGAUACGCUCGCCUUGACUCGGUCGCCUGGACGCACACAGCACGUGCAAACCCAGGUUAGCCUAGAGGUGAUGUACCAGUCGGUGGCCACCAGCCCCAUGACUCCUCCCGAGGGCUCCACAACAUUCCUUUUUCCAAGCACCUUUGGAAAACUUGCCAACAAGUGUAGUACAGAGGUGGCACAGACCAAAGAUGCCGAGUUGCAGGUGGGCUUGCAGGUGGAAUUACGUUCAGUCGCCACGGCUCCUAUGACCCCAAUCGUUCUGACCCCACCUGAGGUAAUUCCCGAGCCGGAGCCACGGGUCGGGGUGACACCAGAAGAAGAAGUGCCAGAACACGUGCAGGAGGUGAGCUGGGAUGAAAAGGGAAUGACUUGGGAGGUGUACGGUGCAGUGGUGGAGGUGACAGUGCUGGGCUCGGCCAUCCAGAAACACCUGGAGAAACAGGUAAAGAAACAGAAGAAACAGCCUUUGGCCUUACCCUCUCCGACAGAUGCUCUGCCAGCAAACCCAACCGAAACAUCUAUGACGAUGCCUUCCAGUCCUCCCCCCACAUCAGACCUUGGUGAAAUCAGCCUGGCCAAAGGACAAAGUGAGGAAAAAACAGUGCAGAUCGGCAGGCGUCGCAGGCAAAAUCAUUUUCGCCAGUGGUUCAGGAACAUCCGGCGGCCAAGUUGUUGUUCAAGACCACGUCAAGAUGAGGAAAACUAAGGAAGGCAUGGUAGUCUAAACCAUCUCAAUAAUCCAAAUGAGACAAUCUUUCCAAGUUUUGUGCACUUUGGACGUGCACAGGAUUGGGUUUUGUUCAGUGAUACACCCCUUUAACAGACUUAAGACAUUUGAAAUUACUUGUAUUGACACUGCGUCACAAGAAGCCCCUAUAUGGAUAAUCAUCAUUUUUGGUUUGGUUUGAUACACUGCAAAUUCAGUCGUCUUAAUUUCUCCUCACCCUUGACUUUAAAAUGGCUCCUACCAGCUUUGCUGCUUUGAGUGUGUUUUUGCUUGCUUCUGUCAAGACUGUGCUACCCUGAUGUUGUUGUGGUCAGUGAGGAUCACUUUUAAAGUGCCCUUUUACAAUAUUUUACACUAAUAAUUUUACCUUUAAAAUGUAUACAUUUCAAACAUGUAUAUAUGAAUUAAUCAUGUACAUUUAAGGAACGGUACACUACAUUUAGAGUGACAGUACCAAGCAGAGGCUCAUGCCCAUUCAAAGUGAGGCACGUGCCCCCUCAGAUUUUUAA
Messenger RNA from Sinocyclocheilus grahami, 3414 nucleotides. RefSeq names its product G protein-regulated inducer of neurite outgrowth 1-like. The record is from RefSeq and is a predicted model, not a curated record. The transcript has 2 exons. The coding region runs from base 1298 to 2884 and encodes 528 amino acids. Lineage: Eukaryota; Metazoa; Chordata; Actinopteri; Cypriniformes; Cyprinidae. Gene Ontology annotation, cellular component: plasma membrane. Gene Ontology annotation, biological process: neuron projection development.